GAGUGUAGGAGUGCUUUGGAGAUGGCUUGAAGAUUAGGUUUGAUUGAGCACUUUGGAUACCUUGUGGGCUGUCACUUGGGCUUAUUACUCUUGGAGAUCUUCUCCUAGACGGUUAGGCAGCGCCGAUCCGAGGCUUCACCUCCACCCAGCUGCAUCGCCUCCUCCCCAUUACCACUCCUGAGCCAAGCAAACCGAGGGGGAGAGCUCCGGCUUUUCUUUUUCAUCUCGACCUUGCCGCCGGCCGUGAAGACGACGGCCGUCGCCAUCGCCAUUGUACCGUGUGCAGCCACGAGAACGCAGAGCUCGCCGACGAUGCUCUGGAGCGCGCACUGGACGCCGUCGUCGGGUUCUCGUCGUCGUUUUGACCGAACCGAACCACCCCAAGCCGAACUCUUGCGCCACCAGGAUAGCCUCGACGUCCUCUUCGAAAGCCCUCAAGAACUCCAGCCAGUGCCGCAACAACGAGGGAGAUCGGCGUCUUCUUCCUCAAGUCCGGCCGCCGACCACCGUCGUUGAUUCCUUGAUCCCGGGUGAGCUUCGGCGCAAUUCCUCACUCGUGUAGCAUCUUUAGAUGAUCGUUGAGCCGUUCCACUCUUUUUCAUGACAGCUCGAAGUCCGGAUGGUGGUUGUUACCGUUGCCAUGCCGAUUUCCGCCGUGGGGAUAUCCUCUGCAUCAUCGUCACUAUCCAGGCCUACCCGUACCUCGUCCGAGAUUUGGUGAGCACCCUGCAGCCUAUGGAACAUACAUGCAUGCACCCAAUUAACCAAUAGAAGCACAUGCACCACCACCCGAAAACAUCCUCUACUCGGACUCGCCGCUGGCGCUACUCCGAUGUCCGCUAUCUGAGAAAUGCAUAGGAAUGGAAUCGCGAUAGCAUGCCCUUCAUUUUCUAUUUUGGUCGCAACCCCAACGGAGUCACCGUUUGUCGCCAACACCGGCGAGCAGAGGUGCCGCCCAUGGCUGCUCUGCUGCUUAUCGAAUGGAGAAGAAACAGGGACUUCAUUUUGAGAAUUUAAACAAAUAUAAGGUUCAUUAUGUAAUGUUUCCACUCAAUGACAUAUGGACCUAGGACUGCGGGUUGAUUUCCUGAAACCAUAGAGGCCUUUUUGCAUAUUGGCCUCAGACCGACAGGUUGACCCCAUGAGUUUAAAAUCUGAAAAUGUAAAAGAUAAUACUAAAAGCCUUUACUUUUAAACAGGAAAACACCUAAACUUGUAAAAUCCAUAUAAAAUCAAAUAUAACUCUUUUUGAGAUUAUUCAAAUUUCUGUGAACUCACCAAGUUAUGAAAUUUAAUGUUAUGGAAUAAAAACUUGCACUCACAGUACAAAUGUAGCCUCUAAAAUUUAUCUAAGAUAAAUCAUACAUAAAGCAUAUACAAACUUAUAAGAUGCAUACAAAAUUCAUUUCAACUCAUUUUAGAGAAAACUUAGUUUCUACAUAUCCACCAACAUGUUCUCUAAAAACAAAGUAAAAUAAAACAUAUACACACUUUACAUCAAAUGCCUCUAAAACUAUUAUCUUUAAAAUAACUAGUUUUGCAUAAGCUGAACUUUAGAAGUUCAUAUAAAAUUCAUCUUUGAUCCUUUUUGAGUAAACUCAAGUUAUGUAGAAUCAUAGAGUUGUGCACUUCAAUGUUAUAAAAUAAAAUGACAUAGUUACAGUAUAAUAAAAACCCCUAAGCAUUUAUGUAAGGAAUAAGCAACAUGGAGCAUACCUUAAAUUGUAAAAUUUGUAGAAAAAUCAUCUUUAGUCUAAAUGAAGUGAACCAAAUUUCUGUAGAACCAGCAAGUAAUAUUCUUCAACCUAGUAGAGUGAAUUAUGGAACCCUCUGUACAGACCAUAGCUCUAAACCUUAAUUUGGUAGAAUAAGUACUAAACCCAUAAUACCAUAAUAGUGGUUAAACAAUACAUAUGAAUAUAUAUAUAUAUAUAUAUACAUGCAUGGUAGCUCCAAAUAAAACUUGUUAGGACUAGUGGAGCCAUAGUUCCAUCCCCAUCCACCAAAACUUAGAUGAACUUAGCUCAUAUAAAAAUUUCUAGGUUGAUAUAAUAUAUUGCUAGCAUAGACUAGAGCUUCCCUAGUUUAUAAAAGUAUGAACCAUGAUAAUAAAAACCAUAAGCUUAUGAACUAAGGUUAGAUUAGUUAACUAAAAUACUCAUUUUAUUCAUCACUACCUAGAUGAGGCAAGUUCUAGACCUAAACCUCUAAAGCCAUGAACCUUCUCCUAGACGGUUAGGUAUCGCCUCGGUUUUGGAGAUGGCUUGAAGAUUAGGUUUGAUUGAGCACUUUGGAUAUCUUGUGGGCUGUCACUUGGGCUUAUUACUCUUGGAGAUCUUCUCCUAGACGGUUAGGUAUCGCCCGUGAGCUCUCAAAGAUCUUGUGGAUGUCCCGGGAAAGUUUGUGAAGGCUUUCGUCACCUCCGCAAGGAAACGAGGUAAGUGAGUAAAGAUUCUUGUGCUGAGUUUCAAGAGGUUGUCCUUGGUAGCGCAACUUGCACUUGUGGUCUUUUCUAGAAGGAAUUGUAAGUUGGAUCUUGGUGGUCACUCAAUUCUAGAAAACGACCUAGAAGUGUUGAGUUGAAGGCUGUGGACUUCUUCUGAGAUCUUUGCAUAAGUGAGGUAAGGGGUUAAUUGAGACCCGGCUCUUUAAGCACCUCAACGGAGAGUAGGAUCCGUGUGAUCCGAACUUCUGGAAAAAAUCUCCUUUGUCUCUCUUGUGCAUGAUCUGUGUUUGAAUUGGCUGGUAUCUUGUGUUUUUCAUCUUGUGCAACCCUGUGCCUGAUUUUCCCUAGCUAGGACCUAUUUUUCUUCUAUUAUUUUCGUUUAUCUCUGUUGCCCGGAAGUUCCUGGCUCAAGAACUCUGGAAGUUCCGAGCUGCUCAUCACUGCUAGGAAGUUCCGGUGUUUAUCACUAGAAGGUUCCCGGCCCUGUCAAUUUAACCGCUGCGAUUGUUGAGAAAAUUUCAGGAAAGCCUAUUCACCCCCCCUCUAGGCUACAUCUCUGCACGUUCAAUUGGUAUUAGAGCAUAGUGCUCUUAAUUCAAGCUUCACCGCUUUGAGUGUUCCACGAUGUCGGACUUAGGGGGAAAGUACGGGGAAAUUGGUAAUGAAGAUGGAGCGAGCAGCAAGGGAACUCCAUCACCCGAGGGAGCUACUAUACCUUUUGAUUAUAGCAAACUGCAAACUUACCAUUCCUCCUCACAACUUCGUCUCCGUGCCUUCCGGGCGUGCUCCUCAAUUUGAUGGGACACAUUAAGCCGCUUGGAAGCACAAGAUGAAGUUGCAUCUAAUCUCUUUGCAUCCAAGUAUUUGGAAAGUUGUUUGUACAAGUAUUGACGUACCUCAUGAAGACAUGGAGCUCACUUCGGAGCAAGAACAACUCAUCCACCGCAAUGCUCAAGCUUCCAAUGCAAUUCUCUCCGCCUUGAGUCCGGAAGAGUUCAACAAGGUUGAUGGACUAGAGGAGGCCAAGGAGAUAUGGGGUACUUUGCAAUUGGCUCAUGAGGGAUCACCCGCCGUUCGUGAUGUCAAGAUUGAAUUAUUGAAAGGAAGGCUUGGAAGAUUUGUGAUGGAUGACAAGGAGAUACCACAAGAGAUGUAUGAUAGGAUGAUGAUUCUUGUCAACAAGAUUAAAGGACUUGGGAGUGAGGACAUGACAAAUCACUUUGUUGUCAAGAGACUUCUUCGUGCUUUUGGUCCAAGAAAUCCCACUCUUGUAUCAAUGAUACGGGAAAGGAAAGACUUCAAGAGGCUCACCCCAAGUGACAUUCUUGGAAGAAUUGUGUCUCAUGAGAUGCAAGAAGAGAAAGCUCGUGAAGUGAGGUAAAUGGUGAAGAAUGCUGUCAUGAUCAAAAAUCAAGAAGUUGCUUUGAAGGCAAAACAAGAAGAAGAGUCAAGUUGUGAAGAAAGUGAAGAUGAAGAAAUGGCUUUUAUUGUCAAGAGAUUCAAGCACUUUCUUCGCAAGAGUGGCUAUGGCAAAGGGAGGAAGGAUGAUGACAAGGGAAAGAGGCAAUCAAAGAGAGCGUGCUUCAAUUGUGGCGAAUAUGGCCACUUUAUUGCCGAUUGUCCCAAGUCAAAUGAAGCUAAGGCUAAGGGAGGCAAGAAGAAGCCAGAGCGUGCUCAUGUGGCGGAGGCACACAUGGCGGAAGUUUGGUACUCCGAAGAUGAAGAAGAUCUCGAGGUCAAGCCCAAGCCCAAGUCAAAAGACAAGGUUGAAGGAGAAGGUGGUGUUGCUACCGUCGCCUUCAAGUCAUCUUCUUCAAGCAAGGAGCGUCUCUUCAACAACUUGAGUGAUGACGACGACGACUCCUACCACUACUCUUGCUUCAUGGCCCAAGGCCGCAAGGUGAUGACUCAAAAGCCCACUCAAACUUCUCUUGAUGUUGAUUCUAGUGAUAAGGAAAGUGAUAAUGAAUUAGAUGAUGUGCUUAAGAGUUUUAGCAAACCCGCUAUGCAACAUUUGGCUAAGUUAAUGAGAGCUUUGGAUAGUAAAGAACAAUUACUCGAAAGGCAAGAAGAAUUGCUUAUUCUUGAGAAGAAAAGAAACCUUGCCUUAGGGGAGAGCUUAGCUAAAGAAUGUGCUAAAAAUGAACACCUUACUAAUGAGUUUAAUUUGGCUAAUGGUUCUUUAGCUAGCAUUAGAAAUGUCAAUGAAACUCUUCAAGAGAAAUUUGCUAGUUUAGAAAAAAGUCAUAAAGAUCUUGAAGUUCAAUUUGACACUCUUUGGAAUAGCACUUCUCAACCAAAUGUGGUUUCCAAUUCUUCUAACCCUUCUACUAGCAAUGGUUGUGCUAGGUGUUACAAUAUUGAUUUGAACUCUUAUGCUACUAGUGUUGAUGCUAUGCAAGCUCUUAAGAAAGAGAAUGAAAGGUUGGGCACUUUGGUGAAAUAUGGGUGCAUGAAGACAUACCAUUCAAAAGAUGCCCUUUACAGGACCAUCACCGCUCAUCCUAACAAGGAUGGACACGAGCUCGGGUUUUCGGGUGGAAGUCCUGUGUCUAAGCGUGUGAUGAUAAAUGGGAAAGAAUGCUUGAUGUUUGUGAGAGAAGGUAAAGCUCCACAAGCAAGUGAGGUGACUAGUCUUGUGAGCAGCCAGGGACCCGGAACAUCCGGACAAACCGGGCGAAACUUCCAGGUGGGAGUCUCUGUCUCUCAAAAAUUCCCACCAGGAAGUUCCGACCAGUUUACCAGGAAGUUCCGGGCCAAUGGCUGUGCACAAGACAUGACCGGAAGUUCCGGGCAUAAUGUCAGGAGGUUCCGUCCAGAUGGUCUUUACUAUGAUUCAUAUGUAAUUUCCAAAAAUUCAGAGGGCAAAGUGGUUGCUUAUUUUAAUGGGAAUUACAAUGAUGAGUACCGCACUUGUGUGUGGGUGCCAAAGGCUUUGGUGACUAACAUCAAGGGACCCAAACUUAGACAAGUUUGGGUUCCUAAAUCCCAAGCUUGAUUUCUUUUGUAGGCAUACUCCUCUGGUGGUUCAAGUUGGGUUGUGGACAGUGGUUGCACCAAUCAUAUGACUGGAGAGAGGAGUAUGUUUACAAGUCUUGAUGAGGAGAACGGAACUCGUGAGAAUAUUGUGUUUGGAGAUAAUGGUAAAGGAAAGGUAAUUGGUCUAGGUAAAAUUGCCAUCUCCAAUAAUCAAUCUCUCUCUAAUGUUCUUCUUGUCAAUUCAUUAAGCUACAAUUUAUUAUCCAUUUCUCAAUUAUGUAAGUUGGGUUACAAUUGCUUGUUUACCGAUAAGGAUGUGACCGUCUUUAGAAGGGAUGACUCCUCCAUAGCAUUCAAAGGCAAGUUAAAGGGUGAUCUCUAUCUUGUCGAUUUCGAUGUGGAUAGAGUGAAUCCGGAAGCUUGUUUGAUUGCUAAAUCCUCCAUGGGUUGGCAAUGGCAUCGUAGACUAGCCCAUGUUGGAAUGCAGAAUUUGGCAACUUUUCUAAAGGGGGAACACAUCUUCGGGCUCACUAAUGUCACAUUUGAGAAAGAUCGUGUGUGUAGUGCUUGCCAAGUCGGGAAACAAGUUGGGAAUCCAUAUCCUAUCAAGAACAUCAUGACUACAACACACCCUCUUGAGCUUCUACAUAUGGAUUUAUUUGGGCCCAUUGCUUACAUAAGUAUUGGAGGUAACAAGUAUGGUUUUGUUAUUGUUGAUGACUUUUCCCGCUUCACUUGGGUGUAUUUUCUCCAUGAUAAGAGUGAGGCUCAAGAUGUCUUCAAGCACUUCGCCAAGCAAGCCCAAAACCUCUAUGAUCUCACCAUCAAGAGGGUGUGAAGUGACAAUUUAGGAGAAUUCAAGAACACUCAAGUGGAGGAUUUCCUUGAUCAAGAGGGAAUCAAGCACGAGUUCUCCACCCCCUAUGAUCCUCCUCAAAAUGGCAUCGUUGAGAGGAAGAACCGAACUCUUAUUGAAGCCGCAAGAGCAAUGCUUGAUGGGUACAAGACUUCGGAUAUCUUUUGGGCAGAGGCCGUGAGUACCGCAUGUCAUGCCAUCAACCGCUUGUACCUCCACAAGAUCCUAAAGAAAACUUCAUAUGAGCUCUUGAGUGGUAAGAAGCCUAAUGUUUCAUAUUUUCAUGUCUUUGGGAGCAAAUGUUUUAUUUUAAGUAAGAGGCCUCGCUCAUCUAAGUUGUCACCUAAGGUGGAUGAGGGAUUCUUACUUGGCUAUGAAUCAAAUGCACAUGCCUAUCGUGUCUUCAACAAAACCUCCGGUAUUGUUGAAGUCACUAGGGAUAUGACAUUUGAUGAAUCUAAUGGCUCCCAACGAGAGCAAGUUGUUGUACAUGUUGUAGGGGAUGUGGAUCCAAGUCAAGCUAUAGGUACUAAGGCUAUUGGAGACAUACGAGCAGUCGAGUCGCAGGAUGACCAAGAAGAUAGGGAUCAACCUCCGUCAUCGACAUCCAAUAGCCCUACAAGUGCUGUGUCUACUGAGCCGGAAGUUCCAGGUCCUAUUGACCGAAACCUCCGGAGAUCUCCAGGCCCGGAAGUUUUGGGUUCUACAGUCCGGAACCUCCGGACCAGUGGCAGUGAAGACGUGCCAACGGCACAAGUGGAUGGGAUCAAUGCUGAGGGCACUUUAGAGCAUUCUGAUCAGGCUCAGGUCCUCCCAGUGCACCAUCCAAGGAUACAUCACACUGUCCAAAGAGAUCAUCUCGUUGACAACAUACUUGGUGACAUAAGAAAAGGGGUAACUACUCGCUCUCGUGUCGCAAGUUUUUGUCAACACUUCUCGUUUGUCUCUUCUUUGGAACCAACCAGGGUGGAAGAUGCGCUUGGUGAUCCUGAUUAGGUGAUGGCUAUGCAAGAGGAGUUGAAUAACUUCACUCGCAAUCAAGUGUGGACUUUGGUGGAGAGAUCCAAGUAAAAUGUCAUCGGCACCAAGUGGAUCUUUCGCAACAAGCAAGAUGAACAUGGGGUGGUUGUAAGGAACAAAGCCCGGUUAGUUGCGCAAGGGUUCACCCAAGUCGAGGGUCUCGAUUUUGUUGAAACCUUCGCACCUGUAGCUCGCCUUGAGUCAAUUAGAAUUCUUUUAGCCUAUUGCCACUCACCAUGAUUUCAGGUUAUUCCAAAUGGAUGUCAAGAGUGCCUUUCUCAAUGGACCUAUCUCGGAGUUGGUCCAUGUGGAGCAACCACCGGGGUUCGAGGAUCCAAAAUUGCCAAAUCAUGUGUACAAGCUCCACAAGGCGCUCUACGGGCUCAAACAAGCCUCUAGAGCUUGGUAUGAAUGUCUCCGAGAUUUUCUUUUGAAAAAUAAUUUUGAAAUUGGAAAGGCGGAUACUACUCUCUUCAAUAAAAAAUUUAAGAGUGAUUUAUUCAUAUGCCAAAUUUAUGUCGAUGACAUAAUAUUUGGUUCCACUAAUGCUUCUUUUUUGAAGAAUUUAGUAGUAUCAUGACUAAAAAGUUCGAGAUGUCUAUGAUGGGCGAGUUGACCUUCUUCCUCGGGCUACAAGUGAAGCAAGCACAAGAGGGCACUUUUAUCUCUCAAACCAAGUACGUGAAGGACAUUCUCAAGAAGUUUGGGAUGGAAGAUGCCAAACCCAUCAAGACUCCUAUGCCUACCAAUGGCCACCUAGACCUUGACGAUAAUGGUAAAUGUGUGGACCAAAAGGUAUAUCGCUCCAUGAUAGGAUCCUUGCUUUACUUAUGUGCAUCUCGUCCCGAUAUCAUGCUUAGUGUUUGCAUGUGUGCUCGCUUUCAAGCGGAACCUAAAGAGUGCCAUUUGAUUGCUGUCAAGAGAAUUAUAAGAUAUUUAGUUCAUACUCCUGAUCUUGGCUUGUGGUAUCCUAAGGGUUGUGACUUUGAGCUUUUGGGCUAUUCCGAUUCAGAUUACGCCGGGUGUAAGGUUGAUAGAAAAAGCACAACCGGGACUUGUCAAUUUCUUGGGCGUUCCCUUGUUUCUUGGUCCUCCAAGAAGCAAAAUUCCAUUGCAUUAUCCACCGCCAAGCCGAAUAUGUCGCCGCCGGUUCUUGUUGUGCCCAACUCCUUUGGAUGAAACAAACUCUAAAAGACUUUGGCUACAACUUCACCAAGAUCCCACUCCUAUGUGACAAUGAGAGUUCCAUCAAAAUAGCCAAUAAUCCCGUUCAACACUCUUAAUGAGGCAAACCAGGAUGAUCUUCGCCGCGACGAUCUCGAUUAUCUUGAAGAACGGAGAAGGCCUGCGGCCCUGCGUGCUGCGCGCUACCAACAAAGCCUGCGGCGCUACCAUCAGCGCCACGUCCGGGCCCGAUCACUGUAAGUUGGCGACCUCGUCCUACGCCGCGUGCAAUCGCGUCUAGGGCUGAGCAAGCUCUCGCCAAUGUGGGAAGGGCCAUACAAAGUGAUCGGCGUUCCCCGGCCAGGCUCCGUUCGACUAACCACGGAGGACGGCACAGAGUUGCCUAACCCCUGGAAUAUCGAACACCUCCGUCGCUUCUAUCCAUAGCGUCGAGAUUUUUUGCUUUCCAGGCGCUCGGGCCAACCCCCGCACAACCACUCGGCUUGUGCGAGCUUGGCCGGGGGCUACCACUGGGUAUCCUUUUCCCUUUACAAGCAAUGAAUUUUUUCUAUUUAGUGUGAAGCCCGUUAUCCUCACUCUUUCCUCUGGCUUGUCCUGGUUCAAACGACAGUUCGCACUUACUCCGAACCCUAAGUGCCGUGGGGCGACCUGCAAACCACCGAAAGGGAGCCCAAACGCGGGCCGUGCCCCGGGUUGCGCCAAACCCCGGGGGCUCGGAGGGGCCUACACACGGCCGUCCCCGACCCCCGGUCGUCGUAGCCUCGGUCUGGCCAGUCCCGCUGGGUGGCUCCCUCGAGGCGACAGUCUUGCCCUUCACCACUUAGGUACCACGGACUGAGCGCGGAUUUACCUUUUCGCUAGAAUAAGCCCGAGGGGGGAGGAUGGGGUAAAAGCGUCAUUUCAAUCACAGGCAGAUUAAUUAUAUACUUUUGCUCUUGUUUUUUCUUCUUUCUGUGCCGCAGGCAUUCAAUGAAAAAAGCAAUGGGGUAAAAAGUGCGAAAAGGAAGUUUUAAUUGCGGACAAGACAAGACGGCACGAUGGCCUAAAUACAGGAAGUGUCCGCUGUAGGCACAGAACAAAAGGAAAUUGAAAGCGCGGGUAAUCACGGAGUGCCCAAGCCCCCGAGGCCGGCGCCGCUAACGACGUCGUCCCAGUCCUCGCCGACGACGUCGUCAUCUUCGUCCCCGCUCCCGCUCUCCUCGUCCGAGGCAAGCCCGAAGGUGAACCGGGGGGCCAACCCCUCGAAGUUAUAGACGAUCGCGUCGGCCGCCUCCCGGACUUGCUCCCGAGCCCUUGCCUCGGUCCCCGGUGGGAAAUCCUCGAGUGCGCGCCAUGGGACGAAGUCGGGGUCGCUCGCGUGGUGGCUCGCGAGGACUAGUUCCACCGCGGCCCGCGCCAAAGAAGCCGACGACAAUUUCACGGUCUCGCUGACCUCCUCCUCCAGCCUCUCCAGAUCCGCCGCCAGACCGUCCAGCCGGAACGCGAGUGCCGGCUGUGUGGGCGGAAGCUUACUAUCCCGGCGCACGGAGAUGCCGACUCGGCGCCCCGCACGCUCCAGCCGGUCGACGGCGUCGGAGAGCUGCCCGGGUCCGAUCCCGUUGGUGAGGCGGAGGACCGCAAUCUCCCCAGCCUGAUCUUGCACCAAGCGCUCUAGGUCGGCGAGAGCUCUCUGAGCCGUGGCAAGCUGGCUCACCAACUCCGCGCCGCCGGCUUGCCCGCCCGCCGCCAGGUCCUUCUCCCGGGCCUCCAGCUCAGAAGCCCUCACCGCUAUCGCCGUGCGCUCGGUGCGAGCACUCUCCAAAUGCCGAGCCUCGCGCCCGGCAAUGGCCUCCUCGCGUUUCGCGAGUUGCUCGCCCAGCCGGCACAAGGCCACCUCACGGCGGUUCACCUCGGCUUCGCGCUCGGCGAGUGCGACGUCCCGUUCCUGGCACGCCUCUUCCCGGAGCCGUAGCUCCUCCGCGUGGCGGUCCGCUGAAGCUGUCGCGGUGAGGGUGAUCCGGUCACGCUCGGCUACGGCCUCUUCACGAAGGCGAAGGGAGACCUCCACCUCCACCGCCGUUCUCUCGUGGGCGGCCAAGGUGGACUCCCGCUGAUCUAGCAGACGCUCUCGGUCCUCCAGCGCCUAAGCCUGUCUCUCCAGCUUCUGGGCUCGCUGCGCCUGCUCCUGGCCGCGCACGUUUUGCUCGCGCUGGAUCCGGUCGAGGACCUCGAUUCGCCAGCGAAUCGUUGUCUCAAACUCCUGCGCGGAGCGGGCACGCUCAUCCAAGGCCCUGCGUUCAGCCUUGAGCGCCGCCGUCCGGGCCCACAGCGAGGCGUCGGCCUCCGAUACCCGCCGCUCCUGGGCAGCAGCUGCGUCGAGGAUACCGCGGGCGUCCUUGAUCCUCUUUGCCCGGUCCUCGGCAUGGGCCUCAUGCUGUAGGCGGAUGUCGCCCAGUGCUUCAUCCAGGACGCUUGAGGCAAUCAGCGCCGCCUGCCGCUCUUCCUCCGUCUCCCGCAUGACAGAGUCCAGCGUCUCCUCGCGCGCUUGGAUUUCGGCUAGUUGGGCUUGACGCAUUUUGCGUCCCACCCUCACCAUGUCGUCAACGGCGCGGCGCCCCUCGUCAACUUGCACGCGGUCCGCAGCGAGUUGUGCCCACUCUGCCUCCAGGGCUGCUCGCUCUUCCACCAGGGCUUGAACAUGGGCAUUGAGCCCCUCCCGUACGGUGGAACCGGCGGCGGCGAGCACCUGCAGGAGCGGCUCCAUACUUGCCGGAGUCGGAGAAGAAAAAGUCGCGGUCCGCCCCCGAGACGACGGAGUGCUGCUGGAUCCCCCGCGAGACUGGGGCUGCCCUCGGCCCCCUUCUGCGCGACCAGCCCCGAGGGCGCCCCAAGUGCAAGGGGGAGCGGCUGUCCCUCUCGCCCCCCGCCUCGAGUCCUCGGGUAGAUUCGGCCUCGGCCUCGGGCUCGGCCCCGCCCCUAGUUUCGGUCUCGACCUUGAGCCUAGGGCCGCCUCCGGUCGCGGCCUCCGAGCCGCAACCUCCCUCACCCCACGAUCCCGGGUGGCGCUCCGCAUGAACCCUGGUCUCGGAGCCACCUCCGGGAGGGACGUCACCGCCGCUAUCGCCCGCAACGGGUCGAGCCCCAGCUAGGGUUAGCUCGGGGUCGGACCCGGUAUGCGGAGUCCAGGCCCAGCACCCGCCAAAUCACCAUCUUCGCGUCCUCCUCCCCCAGUCCCAACACUCAACCACAUGCAUGCGCAUGGGGUCGUUGGGACUAGUGUACACCCACGCGCCACGGGAUCGAUCCUGGAGUGGUGCGAUGCAGUGACGGAAAUAGUCACCAAAGACCAUCGCCCCUGUGAGGCCCAGGCUUCGCAGGCCCCUAAGGCGAUCCCACACUGCGUCGUACUCCUCGCCCAGUUCCGAAACCGCCAGCCAUGCGGCGGAUCUUUCGGGAGGACCGGCGGGAAGCCGAAGUCGCGGGUGGUCCGGCAACGCGGUGUAGAGCCAGUCCUUCUUCCAGUCCUCCCAUUUCUUGCGGAGAUGACUCUCGAUGUAUUGCCCCGCCGUGCCUGGCCGGGGCUGGAAGUAACAUCCCCCUACCACCGCACCUUGCAGCAGCUGCGGGAUGAAGAAAGACUGGAACAGCCGCAUCGUCGGCCGCACCCCGAUGAACAUCUCGCACAGAUGCGUGAAGAUGGCCAGCGUCAUCAUGGCAUUGGGUGCGAGAUGCAAGGCAUGGAUUUCAUGGAAGUCCAAAACCUCAUGGAAGAAUCCGGAUAACGGCGGAAUCAACCCCGCCAUAGCGACGGACAAGAGGUGCACGGAUCGCUCCGGAUACCGCGGCCGUGGCCGCGACUCCCCCGCCCUCGCGACGGCGUCUUCCGGCAUAAUCUUGCGGGGGAGGCUAAGGUGCCUAUCCACCAUAAUGCGUGAUGCCGGGAGCACUGUGUCACCAGUGUCUUGAGCCAUGAUGGCCGGCGGAGAAGCGGCGGAGGGCUUGGCGUGCGGAAUAGUGUGAAGCGGUGAGAAUGUUAGGGCUAAAGGAGCGAGAAGACGAGUGGGCGGUUGGCGAAAGGAAGGAGGCAAAGUCCCUGCCUCUGUAUCCUUUUAUCCUCGCCUCACCCACGCUCACCUCCUCGUUUCACGCCCUCACGGUUGCCCCCACGAUUCUCGCGCCUGCGGUUGUCUCUUCGUUUCCCGCGUCCACUCAUCACGUUGCCCAUUGAAUCCGUGCCCCGCCUUUAGUGCACCUAUCAGCGGUACACUCGAAGUAGGGCACGCAACGGUCACGGGCGCAACCUGAGCGAACCGUCACCUCUACCGCCGCAUGAGUAGCGAGAGAGGGAAUCGAGGCAUGGUCUGACCGACCCCCCGAUUUUCGCGCCUUAAACAUCCUCAUCAUCAGCGUGGUCAGUGGCGGCCAAACCGUUGCUGUGGUUGACACGCCAACUUGGCCACUCGACAACAUUCCCUUAGAUUCCCUGCCGGGCCCACAACCCCAGCUUGAGAAGUCGUGAGGCAACACGUCAGACCGACCUCAGGAGGCCGAUGUCCGAUAUGGUGCCGGGGGCUAAUGUCGGAGAUAUGGGCCCGGGGGCAUGCGAAGUAAGGGGAAGUUACCUUCCCAUCCAGCCGCGUGGCUCUACAGCCUGGCCCUACUCCCGCACCUCGCGAGUCACAGAAGCGGCCGUGGGGCCUCGGGGUGCCACGUCGUGCCCCUCGGGCUCUCCCGCUACCUCGCCCCAAGGCCCUCGCCCAGCUGCCAUGUGGCGAGGUGAGUGAGCAGAAAGGGGACCCAGGUUGAACAGCCAUCAAUGCACGGUGCCCCAACUGUCCCUCACCGCGUUUAAUGCGGUAAGGGCAGAUGUGCGAUGCUGCCUAGCUGACCCACGUCAAUCGGACAUGACCAGUCUGUGACCGGCCUGUUGCCGGUCACGUCCGAUUGAACGGGCGGCCGUGCCCCCACGUCGCCUCUGUAUCCGGCGGAGUGGAGGUAGGUAUGACCCAUCCCAUCGGAGCGUCAUUCGGAGGAGGACCACCACAAGUCUUCACUCAUUUAUGAGGGAAUGACAGGGCUGUCCCCCGUGUUAGGCGGGGGGCGGCGCUGGGUCCCACUCAAGGACGGGCUGCUGCUUAGCUUCCGGGCGAAGGCACGGAUCGUGGCCCGGUCAAGGUAAAGUGGGUCCCCCUCCCAUGGAAGGGUAGGUAGAGGCGGUGCAUGUGGUAUCCCCUUGAACUAUAAAAGGUGGACCUUGCCCACCGAGAAGGGGGACGACUCUCAGAAAACCUGAACUCUAGGAGAAGAAGGGCGAGAGAGCUCUCCGGAGUGAAGGAAUCCUUGUAACACUUAACCAUAAUCCCAAACACAGGAGUAGCGUAUUACGCUCCACAGCGGCCCGAACCUGUAUAAUCCGAUUGUGUGCAAGCUAGUUAGCAGCCUUAGGGGCGGAUACAUGAUUUCUAAGAGGCGAGCUUCUUCCCUCGGCCGAACCCACGAAAGGGGGGUCUCACGACCUCCCGCUAUCGAGGGACUUCCCUCGACACUUGCUGUUGAAUUAACGUUUUGCUUGCAGGUUUUAGAUUGUCUUUGAGUGAUGUGGGUAUUCGACUGCUUCUUCUGGAACUUGAACUUAAUGGAGUAAACCCCUAGUCGGUUUGCUUGUGGAUUGGGUAGACAAGCUUCCGCUGUUCUAUUAUUUAUUUGGCCAGUCAGCCAAUGUAACUAAAGUAGAUGUAGUGUAUAAUCGCUUUCAUCUUAUUUGUGUUUGCUAUGUA
Molecule: messenger RNA, 14242 nt
Organism: Oryza sativa Japonica Group (Japanese rice)
Lineage: Eukaryota; Viridiplantae; Streptophyta; Magnoliopsida; Poales; Poaceae
Source: RefSeq, a predicted model, not a curated record